AAUCCAUCACCCUAAACAUAACAAACAGAAUGAGAUUUCUCACUUUCUGCUUCUUCUCUCUCUUCCUCUCAGUUUUCCCUUUGUUCACUUCCUCUGCUUUGUUAUUUCAGGGGUUCAACUGGGAGUCAUGUAAUCAGGCAGGAGGAUGGUACAACACACUAAAGAACUUAGUUCCUGAUUUGGCUAAUGCUGGAAUUACUCAUGUCUGGCUUCCUCCAGCCUCUCAGUCAGUUGCACCGCAAGAAGACAUAAUACACCCUCUACUUAAAUUUCUUCUAGGAUAUAUGCCAGGCAGGCUUUAUGAUCUGAGUGCAUCAAAAUAUGGAUCUCAGGGUGAAUUGAAAUCACUAAUUGGGGCUUUCCAUCAGAAGGGAAUUAAAUGCCUGGCAGACAUUGUCAUAAACCAUAGAACUGCUGAGAAGCAAGAUGGGAGAGGAAUAUGGUGCAUUUUUGAAGGUGGAACUUCUGAUGAUCGCCUUGACUGGGGGCCGUCCCUCAUUUGCAGUGAUGACACUGCCUAUUCUGAUGGCAAAGGAAAUCCUGAUACAGGAGGUGACUUUGGAGGUGCCCCUGAUAUUGACCACCUCAAUCCUAGAGUUCAGAAGGAGUUAUCAGAUUGGAUGAACUGGUUAAAGUCUGAAAUAGGAUUUGAUGGAUGGCGAUUCGACUUUGUUAGGGGAUAUGCUCCUAGCAUUACCAAAAUUUAUAUGAAAAAUACUUCACCAGAUUUUGCAGUUGGUGAAAAAUGGGACUCUCUUGCUUAUGGCCAGGAUGGAAAGCCUGUCUAUAACCAGGAUGCGCACCGUGGUGGACUAAAAGAUUGGAUUCAAGCAGCUGGUGGUGCUGUCACAGCAUUUGAUUUUACAACAAAAGGGAUACUUCAAGCUGCUGUCCAAGGAGAGUUAUGGAGGUUGAAGGACUCAAAUGGAAAGCCACCAGGAUUGAUUGGCCUGUUGCCACAAAAUGCUGUGACUUUCAUUGACAAUCAUGACACCGGGUCUACUCAAAAGCUUUGGCCAUUUCCAUCAGAUAAAGUCAUGCAGGGAUAUGCCUACAUUCUCACUCAUCCUGGGACCCCAUCCAUUUUUUAUGAUCACUUUUUUGACUGGGGCCUAAAGACAGAAAUUGGCAAAUUGACAACAAUUAGGAGAACUUCUGGGAUUGGUUCUGCAAGCACUGUGAAUAUUUUAGCCUCUGAUGCUGAUCUUUAUGUGGCAGCAAUCGAUGGUAACGUGAUCAUGAAGAUUGGACCUAAGAUGGAUCUUGGAAACCUUAUUCCCUCAAACUUCCAGGUUGCUGCAUCUGGAGCAGAUUAUUGUGUGUGGGUAAAACAGUAAAUACCAGGAUACCGUAGCUACAUAUGUAUCAAACUGCUUACAAGAAUAAUUCGUUGUGGACAACGAAGAAUUAAUUUUUGCAUGAUCUUAAGGUGUCUCUGCUUCA
This is a messenger RNA of Populus euphratica (Euphrates poplar), 1443 nucleotides long. RefSeq names its product alpha-amylase-like protein (gene AMY1). The coding region runs from base 30 to 1337 and encodes 435 amino acids. Gene Ontology annotation, molecular function: alpha-amylase activity; calcium ion binding. Gene Ontology annotation, biological process: carbohydrate metabolic process. Lineage: Eukaryota; Viridiplantae; Streptophyta; Magnoliopsida; Malpighiales; Salicaceae. The transcript has 4 exons. The record is from RefSeq and is a predicted model, not a curated record.